This is a messenger RNA of Linum trigynum, 953 nucleotides long. NCBI's taxonomy places the organism in Eukaryota, Viridiplantae, Streptophyta, Magnoliopsida, Malpighiales, Linaceae. The record is from the annotation of a GenBank genome assembly.
GGCAUAUUUCCACUGUGCAUAUACUGGCAGCCUACUAGCUUCAUCCACUUCAGAGCAAUUUGGCGUUGAUGGUGAUUUUCUCUAUUGGUGGAAGAGAAGGAAAAAUGGGGGAGCCAACAUGGCUCUCACCUUGAAGAAGCGGGACGUGAAUCCCAAGUUAAAAGGGAAGUGGCUGACUUGUUUCAUGCCUGGGAAAGCAAUUGAAAAAGGCGAAGGGUACUUGAAGGGAGUAAAGUUGGAGUUGGUGAACGCGAGGAAUCAAUUGGAUGGGUUAAAAGAAAUUCAUUUAGGUUCCUCAUCAGGUGAACAUUCAGCAAAGCCAAAUAUUCGGUGCGUGGGUGGUGAGCAAUUUAGUAGGGUAGUUUCAGGAGCUGUUGGUGAAUUCUUUUUCGGAAAGAACGGCUUGGGUGGUCGUAUGAUAUGCCUAGUGGAACAUAAAAAUAGAUACAAGAAGCCUAGCUUUGAUGAGGGACUUCCAUUUAAUUUCCCUUUGCAAAAGAAGAAGGAAGUGAAGAAGUGCACUAGGACCUGUCGUGGGAAGCUGGAGCUCUCGGUGAUAGGAGCUGCACAGAGGUGGUCGGCGCAAUUGGAAGCAUCGUAAAUGAAAAUCUUCUUUUACAUUGGUCCGGGUUGAGUAUGGUUUGCGAUAAUUCGCGAAUUAACUUGAACCUUGAGGACAAGGUUCUUUUGAAGGGGGAAGGAAUGGUGCGUAUAGAUUUAUUAGAGUUUCCAUAAUUUGGAUUAGUUAUUAUUAUUAGUAAUUUUAGGGAGAGAUUAUGGUAGUUGUUUGAGGGCAAUGGGUUGUUGAGAGUCAAUAGGCAUGUCCACCUUAAGUGGAGUUAGAUCAGCAGCAUUCGCAGCUCAACGUGGAUGUUAGCUCCACCUAGUUAGGAUUUUUCUCUUUCAUCUAUGAUGUAUUUAUAUGAAGAACGAAAUGAAUAAUAGGCAAGCAA